AUGGAGGCAUCACGAGGCCCUCCCAGGGUCAAGAACAAGGCCGCGGCGCCAGUUCAGAUCUCAGCGGAGCAGCUGCUCCGUGAGGCCGUCGACCGACAGGAGCCCGGCGUCCAAGCACCCACACAACGCUUUGCCGACCUCGAAGAACUCCACGAGUACCAAGGCCGGAAACGAAAAGACUUCGAAGACUACGUACGGCGCAACCGCCUGAACCUGAACAAUUGGCUGCGCUAUGCUGCGUGGGAACUCGAGCAGAAGGAAUUUCGACGGGCUCGAUCGAUCUUCGAGCGUGCGCUGGACGUCACACCGACCUCGGUGGUGUUGUGGAUUCGGUAUGUCGAGUCGGAGAUGCGGAAUCGAAAUAUUAACCAUGCGCGGAAUUUGUUUGAUCGGGCGGUGACGAUUCUCCCACGGGUGGAUAAGCUAUGGUACAAGUAUGUGUACAUGGAGGAAACGUUGGGGAAUAUCCCCGGUACGCGGCAGGUGUUUGAGCGGUGGAUGUCGUGGGAGCCGGAUGAGGGCGCUUGGGGUGCGUAUAUCAAGCUCGAAAAGCGUUAUAAUGAGUUUGAGAGGGCGCGGGCAAUCUUCCAACGGUUCACUAUUGUCCAUCCCGAGCCGCGAAAUUGGAUUAAAUGGGCUCGUUUCGAAGAAGAGAAUGGCACCAGUGAUCUGGUGCGGGAGGUGUACGGAGCUGCGGUUGAGAUGCUGGGAGAAGAUUUCAUGGACGAAAAGCUCUUUAUCCAAUACGCCAAGUUCGAGGCGAAACUCAAAGAAUACGAACGUGCGCGGGCGAUCUACAAGUAUGCGCUGGACCGGCUUCCGCGCUCUAAGUCGAUGGCCCUGCACAAGGCAUACACGACGUUUGAAAAGCAGUUCGGUGACCGGGAAGGCGUGGAAGAUGUGAUUCUGUCCAAGCGUCGGGUGCAAUACGAAGAGCAGCUCAAGGAGAACCCUCGGAACUACGAUGCCUGGUUUGACUUUGCACGGCUCGAAGAGACCUCUGGCGACCCUGAGCGGGUGCGUGAUACCUACGAACGAGCGAUUGCUCAGAUUCCCCCAUCACAGGAGAAGCGACACUGGAGACGGUACAUCUAUCUGUGGAUCUUUUAUGCGAUCUGGGAAGAGAUGGAAGGCAAGGACGUUGAGCGUGCGCGCCAAAUCUACCAAGAAUGCCUAAGACUCAUCCCGCAUAGGAAAUUCACAUUUUCCAAGCUUUGGCUCAUGAAGGCGCAAUUCGAGAUCCGACAAAUGAACCUGCAAGCUGCGCGGAAGACCCUGGGCCAGGCGAUUGGCAUGUGCCCGAAGGACAAGUUGUUCCGGGGCUACAUCACACUAGAGCAGCAGCUGUUUGAAUUCCUACGGUGCCGGACACUGUACGAGAAGCAGAUUGAAUGGAACUCGUCGAACAGCCAGUCGUGGAUUAAAUAUGCCGAGCUGGAACGCGGACUGGAUGACGCAGAGCGUGCACGGGCAAUUUACGAACUGGGGAUUGACCAGCCGACACUGGAUAUGCCAGAGUUGGUGUGGAAGUCAUACAUCGACUUUGAGGAGUAUGAAGGAGAAUACGACCGCGUGCGAGCGCUGUACGAGCGUCUGCUAGCCAAGACAGACCAUGUCAAGGUGUGGAUCAACUACGCACGGUUCGAAAUCAAUGUCCCGGAGGAGGAGGAGGAAGAGGAGGAGGAGGAGGAAGAGCGACCCAUCAGCGAAGAAGCCAAGCGCCGCGCGCGGAAGGUAUUCGAACGAGCCCACCGCGUCUUCAAAGAAAAGGAACUCAAAGAAGAGCGCGUGGAACUUCUCAACGCAUGGCGAUCUUUCGAGCACACGCACGGGUCCGGCGAGGACAUCGACAAGAUCGAAAAGCAAAUGCCGCGGCGGGUCAAGAAGCGAAGAAAGCUGGACGACGACCGGUACGAGGAAUACAUGGACUAUGUGUUCCCAGCGGACGACCAGUCGGCGGCGAAUCUGUCGAAGCUGUUGGCCAAGGCGCACCAAUGGAAGCAGGGUCAGUAG
Molecule: messenger RNA, 2013 nt
Organism: Aspergillus ruber CBS 135680
Lineage: Eukaryota; Fungi; Ascomycota; Eurotiomycetes; Eurotiales; Aspergillaceae
Gene: clf1
Product: putative cell cycle control protein (Cwf4)
Exons: 2
Coding region: 1-2013 (670 amino acids)
Biological process (GO): mRNA splicing, via spliceosome; spliceosomal complex assembly
Cellular component (GO): post-mRNA release spliceosomal complex; precatalytic spliceosome; U2-type catalytic step 2 spliceosome
Molecular function (GO): protein binding
Source: RefSeq, a predicted model, not a curated record